AUGGCGACAACUCCCACCGCCAACAACGGCAGCAGGCCGACAGACCGUACACCUUCUCGCACACCAGCCAACAGACUACCAGCUACGAGCGCAGAGCCGCCAUCCUCCCGUCGUGUCAAUCACACACCCCUUGAUCGCACCGCUCCCCGCGACCUUCUCAACUCUCUCCGCCGAGGAACCCCAGGCUCUGCCCGCAGACUAAACAAUGCGCCCACACCCCACGCCAAAGCCGCCCGGAGGGCGCUCAACGACCGCCGCACCGCCAUGUUCACUCCGGGAAAGAAGAGGCGGCAGAGCCUCAUGGGGCAGAGGGAGGAUGCGAUGCAGCUUCUGAAGAACCUAGGAAGGGCGCUGGCCCCCACGAGCCAGCCCAUUAGUAGUAGCUCUUCCUCAGGCUCGUCGGCUUCAUCGCCUGCCACGAGGCGCCCAAGCAUCCGGUCUAGGAUGAGCGCGACCAUAGACUACGACGACGAGUUUGACGACGACGCUCCGCUCCCGCGACCCCGUCUGAGCCUGCCCAUCGAUAAUGACGACGACGAGGAGGAUCUACAGCGGCCCGAACUCUCUCAGCUCGAUCCGGAUCAGACUGUCGAGCUCCCCCGAAGAUUCCUACCUCCCCAGCGAGACUCGGAGAUGCCGCGGAUGAGUCUUGGGAGCUUACAUGGGGGUGAUUUUCCCAAUCAUGACCCAACGGGCGAGGUCGAUAUGCCGUCAGAGUUCUCUGAAGGCGCGCCGGAUAGAGAUCGCACAAAUCUGAGUUUUGACCGAGGAACGGUUGAGGGCGAUCUGACUCGCCGUUCUAGCUUCGAUCUUCAGAUGCCUGACUUCCCCGAUUUCCCUGACGAAGCGGAGGAUGAUGCACCAGCCCUUCAAUUUGACUCCCCAGAGCGCUCGCCAAGCCAGGCUCGUUCGCUAUUAGAAGUUACAGCUGGGGAUGUCAUGGAAGCUGGUGUAGAGCCAGAGGUUGCUCCGGCCUUUGAUGAUUUUGGCUCGGACAGGGGGGAAAUAGAGGACUUCCCAUCCAGUGAUGAGGGUGUCCCAGGAGCAGACGAUGGAAUAGAUGAUCGCGGUGCUGCUUUCGAUGACAUCGAUCAUACGGUUGGCGACAUUGCAGAUAUCACAGCAAUAUCUGCCGUUGCCGCAGAUUCUGAACGAACGGAGAGAACCAGGCACCCGGCGAAGAAGCGGAAGCGGAUCUCCCGACACGGCAUCGAGUAUCCCUCGCUGCCGUCCACCUUCGUGAAGCGAGUCGCGCAAAACGCCCUGCAGAACUCCGGGCUUAGCAAUACCAGGAUAUCAGCAGACACCCUCGCUGCGCUCGAGCAGGCCUCGGACUGGUUCUUCGAGCAACUGGGUGAUGACCUUGAAGCCUACGCAAGUCACGCGAAACGGAAGACUAUUGAAGAGAGUGACGUGGUGACCCUGAUGAGGAGGCAACGCCAAGUAGGUUCUAAUUCUACAGUAUUUUCCCUGGCACAGAAGCAUCUGCCCAGGGAACUCCUUCAGGAGUUGAGGAUGCCGCCACCUCAGCCCGUCAAGCGGCGCCAGUCCAAGCGAGCGCGAGACGAAGAUGACAACGGAGAGGAAGCAACAUGA
This is a messenger RNA of Clonostachys rhizophaga, 1596 nucleotides long. The record is from the annotation of a GenBank genome assembly. Lineage: Eukaryota; Fungi; Ascomycota; Sordariomycetes; Hypocreales; Bionectriaceae.